GUCAAUUUCAGCGGUUGCCUUGGACACAUGACGCAUCUCUAGGCAUUUCCUUGUAACCAUGGAGCUGGGAGUUGACAGGGCCUUCCCAGCAUACGUCUCUCCGCUGGAGUCCAAGGGCUGCAGUGGGCGACAGAAGAACCGGAUUCCAGAGUUUAUCCAGAGGAGUGGGACAGGCAGCACAACAACCCAACAUUCCAAAGACAAAGGCGAGGAGAGGAGGAAAGGGGACAGCGGUGGUCCCAGGAAGAAUGCUGACAUGGCACCCACCUCCGGGUAUAUGAGUGACAGGAGGCAGUACUCUAUAAGGACCCCGGUGGCCACCACCACGGAGCAGCAGCAGGCCUCCAUCCUAAACAAGGAGCACCCAGAACACGAGCGACAGUGGGAAGGUAGCAGUAAUGAAGCAGACCAUCAACAGGAGUCCCCAGACAACCUCAACCCCUCUCAGGCUGACAUCUCGCCCUGCUCAGCUUCCAAAGAGGACCUCAACACCUCCCUGGGGAUGUCAGACCUCAGGACCAGGUUGUCACACGAAGAACCCACCUUCAGGUCAUUAUACCUGGGCAGCAGGCCCGGCCGACACAGCCCCUCCAGCCGACCCCUGGAGGUCCAUAGCUUCUCUACUCCACUCAGACCCAAGUGGACCUCCACUCUGCUAUCCUCCCUCUCGCCUUCCUACAUCUCCCAUUUGCGCCCCUCCAGACAGAGACGGACAGAGCUGAGAAUGGUUGCAGGUGAAGUUUAUCAAUCACGUGAAGAGGGAGGGGAAACGUAUCUAAACGUAGGCCCUUCAGUGGGCGACCCCAAGGGUCGCUCCAACCCUGCGCUCCACACCAUGUCCCCCCACCAGGCCAACUACUGGCCCUAUGCCAUUUCCAGCUCCCUGCCCCACUCCCCAGACCGACACUCUUCGAGCUGGGACCCUGAUAAGGAGUAUCAGACCCUCCUGGACUACACCUACCCCAUGAGGCCAAGUAAGGGGGUGGGUGGAUGGGAUACCUCAGAGCUCGGGGGUGGGUCUCUCAUUCAGACAGACCCAGGCCUCCUGGAUUCGGGGAUAGAACUGGACCGUCUUUGCAGCUCCAUCAGCCUAUCAGCUUUGGACUUUUCCCUAAGUGUCACGGCAGGGGUGGGCACUAGUAGGGCCAGGGAGAUGGGGAUGCUGGGUAUAGGUCAGAGGUCAUCUGAGCUGCGUGGGUUCUCACACUCCAAGUCCUCAGAUGGUCGCCUCUCCACUAGCCCCUUCUUCUCAGCAGACCCUAUUGGUCUAUCAGUAGAGAGUCUGGACUAUAGUGGAAGUGGUGGUGGUCUGAACCAUUCACAUUGUAGCGGGGGAGGUCACUACCGCCAACAUGGCAGCUCCUCCUCCUCUUCCACCACGUUCAUCCGCAGAACCAGUGUCCUUCCCCGGCCAGGGUACCUCGGAGAGUGGGAUUGGGACGAGGAGUUCUGGCCUCUCCCGGAGCAGCUGGAGGAGCUCCAGGGUUUGUCCCAGCAGGUCAGGGAGGUGACAGCCCAACUCAGCCAGUCUGUCACAGCCUAUUGGGACUCCCUGGAGAGGGUGAACACCUCCGUCCAGUCCUGCAUGACCAUGGCAGAGAAACAGGAGGCAGAGGAGGAGAGAGAAGAACAGGAGCAGAAUAAGGAGGAAGAAAGGGAGGAAGAGAAGGAGAAAGAGGAAGAGUCCAUUUCUGAAGCACUUCAACACUUCAAUAAAGCGAGCAAUUGUGGGGAGUCCUUCCAGGCAGCCAGAGGCCCUGGUUUUAGGAUGGAGGCUGGGGUAGUAAGCAGGGGAGUGAGAAUGGCCAGUCUGAGGGAGGCGGCAGGCAUGGUGGGUGGACUAACCCUGCCUGAGUUCCAGACGGGGAGCCAGGGGGAGCAGGAGCAAAGGGAGUCCCUCAUGCAGCACAUCCAGACCUUCUGUUCUAACCUGGAGGAGCUCAUCCAAUGGCUGUACACGGUGGUGGAGAGGAUGGAGGUGCUGGAGCCGCCCACUGUGGAAAUCAAGAGUGUCAAGUCAUCCCUGGCGGAUUAUAAGAGGUUUCAGACAGAAGUGAACGCCCACCAGCCCCUGACCACCUCUAUUCUGCAAACUGGAGGGCUUCUCCUGGGUUGUUUGACCUCCACUUCUCCCGUUCUGAAAGAGACCCUCUGUCUUAUUGAGAGGCAGUCCAAGGCGCUGGAGACCCACUCAGAGCACCUCUUCUCCUCUAUUAUCUCGGUCAUGGACAGACUGCCCCAGCCCAGGGAACCCAGUGGGAGAGAGGAGACCCAGGCAGGAGACCCGGAUGGGAUGGCGGUCCAGAGGACCGCUCAGUGAAGGUUACAUUCGAGGCAUGGAUAGUAUGUUUCUACGGUUAUGUAGAGAUUGGGAUAUGAUUACUCUAUAGCACCCUCUAGUGACAUGUUAUCAGGUUUAUUAUUUAUCAUCAGAAGUCAGUUUUCUCCUAUUCUCUUUCAGUAAUGAAGAAUGAGUGUGGAUUGGUGGAGCAGGCUUGAUGAGGGGGAGGAGCUUCUUCACUUUGACUUGCCUUAAAGGAUUGGUUCACAUUUUUUUUCACCAAAUGUUAACAUUUUUAUGUCAAUGGUAUGUUUUGAGAAACUUAGACCACUCGCAAUAGACUUCCUUAUUGCUUGUCCUGCAGUGUGGGGGCUAUGGAAAAACAUUAACAAAGGCUGGUAGGGGAUACUGCUCGAGUCGCACAAACUGGAAUAAUAUAAUGGUUCAGAUAAAGUUCAGAAUUACAUCAUUUCAUGUGUACAACAUCUAAUGACCUGUAUCACUAAAAUAAUGUAUUUGGGUGUUUUUGGAGCCUUUGUUUGUGUUUUUCCACAGCCCCCAUACUGCAGAGCAUGCAAUAAGGAAGUCUAUUGCGGGUGGUCUAAGUUUCUCAAAACCAAGUGAAAUCGCCCAAAAAAUGUCUGUACCCUUCAUGCAUGCAAUUUAUAUCACAAAUAGACAUUUGGUUAAAAAAUUGUGGAACGAUCCUUGCUGUGUUGAAAAGAGACCGCUUGACCGUUGUCAUGCUAUUGAUUCAUAAUUUUGUUAAGUGCUUUUUAAA
Messenger RNA from Oncorhynchus kisutch (coho salmon), 3062 nucleotides. RefSeq names its product centrosomal protein of 68 kDa-like. Bases 59 to 2320 code for a protein of 753 amino acids. Lineage: Eukaryota; Metazoa; Chordata; Actinopteri; Salmoniformes; Salmonidae. The record is from RefSeq and is a predicted model, not a curated record. The transcript has 6 exons.